This is a messenger RNA of Cyclocybe aegerita, 1884 nucleotides long. The record is from the annotation of a GenBank genome assembly. Lineage: Eukaryota; Fungi; Basidiomycota; Agaricomycetes; Agaricales; Hemipholiotaceae.
AUGCGAGAAAGUCUUGGUGCCAUUCCCCAGUCGAGGCACCUCUCUUGGCUUAACGCUUGGGUUCCCUUCCUGCGCCACUUUCUCGUCAUGGUUGGCUUCAAGAAACUGCUUUCGUCCAUCUUUGUCGCCUUGGCCUACGCCUCCUCUGCUUCGGCGGCGCCUUGGCCUACGACGUCGAAGCACUCGACCCACCGUACGCGUAACUUGGCGCGGGGUCUUGUCCUUGAGACUUACCACCCUGAGAGCACUUAUGAGACCUUCGAUACGGGAAUCGAUCAUCCCCUCUCAAAGCGCGCCGACUUUGACUUGAAAGAUUCUGCGAUCGCAUUCGUUGGAUCGCGUCUGUCGUUGGACUCUAGUGCCAUCAAAUAUAAGUCUGGCUUUGCCGGACAGGCCUCUUCCAAUGCAUUCCUCAAGCAGGUGCACGACGGUGUUCCUUUCGCUAACGCGGUGGCCAACAUUGCUUUCAACAACAAUAACAAAGUCGUCGCUUUCGGAUCGUCGUUUGUGAAGCCCAAGAGCAUCGCCCCGAAAGCCCCUACGCUCUCGGUUGAAAAGGCGAUCGCGGCAGCCGAGCAAACUCUCAAUGGGAAAUACAAUGACCACCCUGCCACCCUUGAAUAUGUCGUCAAGGCUGAUAAUACUGCCGUCCUUACUCACGUCGUUCAGAUCGAGAACGAUGAGACUGGGGCCUGGGUCGAAGCCUUCAUCGACGCCCACUCGGGUGAACUCGUCUCUGUCACUGACUUUGUUACCAAGGCUUCCUAUCGUGUGCUCCCUAUCACGAAGCAGGUAUUGACCCAAGGGUUCGAGACUCUGACCGACCCCCAGGAUACCACCGCUUCUCCUCAAGGAUGGCACUCAACCGGAACUACUUCAACGACGACCACUUCUGGCAACAACGUCAUUGCGUUCAAGAGCUCUCAGACCACUGGGCUGACGUCGCAGUCGUCUUCCGGCCUCAACUUCGUGUUCACUCAGAACCCAAGUGCUGCUCCGACUACUCAAGCCAAUCUUGAUGCUGCUCGCACUAACGCCUUCUACCUCGUCAACACUAUCCACGACCUCACCUACCGUUAUGGUUUUACAGAGAGCGUCUUCAACUUCCAACAGAACAACUUUGGACUCGGUGGCGCCCAGAAUGAUCGUGUCACUGUUUCUGUCCAGGAUUCUGCUGGAACUGACAACGCCGAUUUUGCCACUCCUGCCGAUGGACAGUCUGGCCGCAUGAGAAUGUUCCUCUGGGACAUCACCAACCCUCAACGCGACGGAUCGCUCGAAAAUGACAUCGUUGUUCACGAGAAUACCCAUGGCGUCACCAACAGGAUGACCGGUGGAGGCACCGGUCGUUGCUUGCAAACCACCGAAGCCGGAGGAAUGGGAGAGGGUUGGUCCGAUGCCAUGGCUGACUGGACAGAGAAGACCUCGAGUGCUGUUCCUGACUACGUCCUUGGUCAAUAUGUCAUCAACGAUGCUGCGGGUAUUCGCUCGCACCCGUACUCGACUUCUGCAACCGUCAACCCUUUGAGAUACUCAAGCUUAAGGACCUUGAAUGAAGUUCACGAUAUCGGUGAAGUUUGGGCCAAUAUCCUCCACAACGUCUACGCUGCCCUUGUCAACGCCCACGGCUGGUCUGCCACCGCUCGCACGAACCCCAAUGGCACCGAGGGCAACGUCGUCUUCCUUCACCUCUUCCUUGACGCCCUCACGCUUCAACCAUGUAACCCAACUUUCCUCACCGCUCGUGAUGCCUGGAUUCAAGCUGACGCUAAUCGCUAUGCUGGCGCUAAUAACUGCAUUCUCUGGAAUGCAUUCGCCAGCCGCGGUUUGGGUACCAACGCAGCGAACCGCAACGAUGGCACCUCUGUUCCUGCUGGGUGCUGA